Capsaspora owczarzaki ATCC 30864 is the source of this 4607-nucleotide messenger RNA. RefSeq lists its product as hypothetical. Gene Ontology annotation, cellular component: BRCA1-A complex; BRISC complex. The coding region runs from base 1 to 4497 and encodes 1498 amino acids. Gene Ontology annotation, molecular function: polyubiquitin modification-dependent protein binding; metallopeptidase activity. Gene Ontology annotation, biological process: double-strand break repair. The record is from RefSeq and is a predicted model, not a curated record. The transcript is spliced from 6 exons. NCBI's taxonomy places the organism in Eukaryota, Filasterea, Ministeriida, Capsasporidae.
AUGGACGUGGUCGGCGAUGCGAGUGAGGACGACCUCGACGAAGAGCACGACCACGACCACGAUGGACAAGAAGCACAAGACGAUGAUAACAAUGGCGAUGACGAUGACGAUGACGAUGAUGAUGGCGAUGGCGACGACGAGGAGGCAAGUCCACGCGCAGGGCGACGACGGGCUGCUGCUGCUGUUGCUGCUAAACCGAAUCGGACUCGAGCCAAGCCGACCCGGCGUGGUGGUCGUGUCAAGGUUGAGCACGAUGAGGAUGCCAACAUCCAGAGCAAUCCACACGCAAGCAACGAAGUGGAUGCGAACAGCGAAGCUCUCAGCGGAGGCCGAAGCAGUGGUGGUGUUGGCAAGAAACCAGCCCCUGCUGCUGCUGCUGCCUCUGCCCCUGCCCCUGCUGCUGCUGCUGCUGCGCGUCGAAGGAGCCGAACAACCUCAACAAGCUCGACAAAGAGCCCAACAGCCGGUAGCAAGUCAUCGACAGACGCAGAUGCAUCUGGGAGCGAGGCAGCCCCGGUUCCAACGCCAGCAGUCUCGAGUGCGCAACGGGGACGCUCGUCCUCGACCCGUAAAAAGCGAUCAACCAGCACUUCGAGCACCGGUGCACGGACCGACGACGACGACCCCAGUCGCAAAACCCCUCCGCGGAAGAAGGUCAUUGAAGAGGCAGACACGGAUGAAGAUAUUGAGGUUGCAGAUGAUGAUGAUGUAUUGCCGGUCGCGGCAGCAAUCCGACCACCUGCUCCUGCUUCUGCUCCCGCUCCUGCCCCUGCCCCUGCCCCUGCCCCUGCCCCUGCCCCGGCUCCCGCGACCAUUGUUGUCCCUGCGCCAAUCUCAGCUGUCAGCCCUGAGAUGACCACUGCUGUUGUCGACACCGCUGUUCAACCUCCUGCAUCAUCCGCUGCGCAACCAAUGGACACCGCCCCGCUUGCUCCCGCUGAAGCCUCUGCUGCGACUGUGGCACACGAAACUGCUGCAUCCCCAGCGGGCUCUGCAGUCAGCGCCAUUCCCACACCAUCAACCACUCAACCAACCUUCCAAUCUUCUUCUCAAGCUGCAGACUCCCACCCCGCUUACCGGAUAGAGCACCCGUACACACGAAAACAUCGCCUUUCGGAAUCAGUGGACAUUGCGGAAUUGAGAGCAGACCUUGCCGGCAUUUCAUCGGAACAGCAAGCAAAGAAGGCCAGGCCUGACGACAUGGAUGACCUUGAAAACGACAACCAAGAUGGCGAUCUUGACGACGACGACGACGAUGACAACGGGGAUGAUAUUGGUGACGACGAUAUCGACGACUAUGCGAGCUCGACCGACGACGAACACAUGGAGAUUGAAGAAGUCGCGUGGAAAGCCGUUCGUGCAGCGGCAGCGAAGGCCGGAGUCACAGACAUGGACACCAUCGCAACUGCUGCAGCCGCAGCUGCCGCUGCGGCCAUUUCCACUGCUGUCAAAGAGGAGCAGCAGGCUGCUGCAGAAACGGCGGCCGCCGUCUCUGUCGCUGCGAAUUCGCCGCGAGCUCCUGCUCGACCCUCCACGCCAUUUUCUGCCGUCAAGCCGGAGGGUGUCGUCAAGCAGGAGGCUCCCAUCGAGUCUGCUGUACCUGCGACCUCGUCUUUGAGUGCCUCACUCUCAGCUCCAGCCGUCGCCACAGGCACCUCAGCCCCUAGCGUUCCGCCAGCACCCGUACCUCCACCAGUAUCGCAUCCUCCUGUACGCAGAGCAGCGGCGCAGAAAAACAUCAAAAACUCUUCUGGCGGCCACACCAUUUGCCAUGAUCCGGAAGAGCAGCGCCGAAACGAGCUCCAUCAACAAGAACUGCAAUUACAACAAUUCCAACAACAGCAGCAACAGCAACAGCAACAGCUCCAACAACAGCAACAGCUGCAGCAGACACACCACCACCACCACUUACAGCAGCAACAGCAACAGGAAGCACAGCAAGAUACACAGCCGGACGGGCAUCGGGUCAUCAAGGCGGAUACAAACGAGGAUGCGCUGAAUCACCAUGGUCAUCGUGGCAACGAGGGCGUGGACGACCAGCUUCCCGACGUGUGGCCAGAGAUUACCAUCGACCGCAACGCUGCUGGCGAGUUUGAAAAGCGCGCCAAUCGCGAGUUCUUCCUGGGCCGCAAGGGCAAGACGGAAGAACGCUACCUGCACAUUCGCAACUACAUUAUCGACCUUUGGGAGCGCCGAAAACCAAACUAUGUGACGCAAACGGCCGUGCGCCCUGGUCUGAAAAGCUGUGGCGACGUGAACGCCAUCGGCCGCGUCCACUCGUUUUUGGAGCGAGCGCAGGUCAUCAAUGUUGGCGCGGUCCACGCUGUGCCAGUGCGCCAGAAACCAGGUGGUGGCAUUGCCAUCCCGUCCUUGGACGUGAUUCGAGCAGGUUUGGAGGCAGCUGGAGGAGACGAGAAUGCUGCGCCAAAGCCGCCAGCCGCCCCAAAACCCGCCAGCGCACCCAAACCCAAAGCCGCUCCAGCACACCACCAGUCCCACCAGCACGACCAUUCCUCGCGACGAGACCGCGUGGUGAUUGCUGAGAUGGGAGGUGCAGCAUCGGAUUCCGACUCUGACGACCGCCACCUGGUCUCGACUGCCCUCGAUGUAGGCCUGGGCGCCGAUGGAUCAACAACGGCGGUUGUGCUUGCAGGCGCUCGUCGACGCCGCGUACGCGAUCAGCGCGGCAUCUGGGUGGAUGAACGGGAGAUGGAAGGCCGUACGAUCGAUGAGGAAGCUCGCCGACGCGAGCAGGAUCUCAAGGAAGCGCAGCGGCUCCAACGCCAAGAAAAGACGGCAGCGUACCACGCGCAGGUUGCCCAGCAAAAGCUGCUCAAGAAGGCGCUGCGCCAACAGGGCACGGGUGCAGAGAACUACCCUCGGUAUUCCAUCUACUCGCCUCCUUCCUCAGGCUUUGGCGCCACGCCGUCUCUCGAGGACAUGCAGUACGAAGGCUCGGAUCCGUUCUUGUUGGUGCCGUGCCGUGAGUAUUCGACGCCAGCUCCCGCCAGCCUCUCCCACCUGUUAUCCGCAUCCUUGCAGCAUUCGCUCGAGUCGCUCUCUCCGCAUGCCCCAGCACGCGCGCAAGUGGCGCCCCUACCACCCUUCCGUGUUCGCAUCGAGUGCAACCCUCUUCUUGUGAUGGACGUUCAUUCGCACAUUGCUCAGACCGAGGUGAUUGGCCUGCUUGGAGGCAACUUUGAUGCGGAUGCCGAUACCCUCAGCAUCACCACCGCUUUCCCCUGCCAUAGCCAGCACAGCACCGGCAUGCAGUGCGAAAUGAACCCGUCGUCCGAACUCGAGGCCCGCGAUCACUUUGCUGCGCGCGGUUUGUCCGUCGUAGGCUGGUAUCACUCCCAUCCUACAUUUGCGCCGCAGCCGUCCAAGCGCGACAUCGAAACGCAGACCAACUAUCAAACAUUAUUCGCGUCCAAUGGGCGUGAGCCAUUCAUUGGAGUGAUUGUGAGUCCGUACGAGCCUCGUGCGACCACAGAUGUUUCGGGCCUGAAUGUCAUUUCCAUUUCCAAAGAAUGGGAUGAUCACCACGAAUUCCGACUGCCCUACGCAUGUAGCUACAUGAUUGUGCCGUCGGUUGGCUCGCCCAUGGAGGUUUUGCCCACCUUUGCCAACCUGAUGGAACGUUACAAGGAUUAUUCCGAUCGCGUGGACAUGUUCCGAGUCUAUCGCGGAAUCGAAAACAAGACUUGCCUGGACAAGCUACUCGGCUCGCUUUCAAACAGACUCCUGAGCUUGGUGGCUGAUUCUGACCGCGAACUCUUCCUCAACCAAACUCGCGUCAUGUUCGGAAAGGCGUCCCUCGCGCUCCAUGCGGCCAAGCUCGGCUCUGUUGCGACACUCACAGCCGAAUCGCUGUUGAGCGGUACCGCCCUUAUUUCGUCGUCUCCUGCCGCGCCACGGCGUCUCGUCCCAACCUCCUCGUCGCACGUUGAGCUGCAAGACGAAGAUUUGGAUGAUGAGGACUUUUUGGAAGACGACGAGGACGAUGACGAUGACCUUGGCGACGACGACGACGACGACGACGACCAGGACGACGACGACGACGACGACGACGAUGCUGCGGACGAUCAUGGUCGAAAGAACGGUCCAGCGAGCUCUGUUGGCGGCAACUUUCACUCAUUGGGAGGCCUUGCUGGCUCAUCCAGCAGCUCGCACCACACCUUGUAUCAUCAGGCAAUGUUGCACCAGCAGCAGCGCCAUCAGGUGCUGAUGGCGAGUGGCGACGCCGACAUUGACGAUCUGGACGACAUUACGCGAUUGGAGCGGGAAGAAGACGAAGCCGCGACGGUCGCUGCUGCGGCAGCGGCCUUGGCCCGCGCGGCGGCUGCUGGCGAGCCUGGAGAUGCCACCUCCGCCCUCGAGCACGACGAGACACUACUUCAUUCAACUCUACCCCCUGCGUCCGCCAUUGCCAUGGCCAUCGACGCGACCCACCCUGGAACCCACGACGACAUUUCUCAGUUUUUGAAUGGCGCUUGAACGCGUUUUUUGGUUUUGUUUGUUUGUUUCUUCUCGCUUUGAUUUUUUUUCUUGUUCAUAUGAUGCUUUAUUCUGAUAUUCCUGUAUUAUCAUAUGGUUAUCCUGCUGGA